Messenger RNA from Fraxinus pennsylvanica, 708 nucleotides. Lineage: Eukaryota; Viridiplantae; Streptophyta; Magnoliopsida; Lamiales; Oleaceae. The record is from the annotation of a GenBank genome assembly.
AUGAAUUUCUUACAAACUGUAGCGGGAGUGAGAGAUUGUCACAGGGAGGAGGUGAUCGUGAAAUUACGGUUUCGGGCUUCACUGGAAGAUCUUGAAGGAUGGAUGAAAGACUGGGCAACGGAGAGCGUGAGGGAAGGGGUUAGGGAGCUGCUUGAGACAGGCUUCGCAGAUGGAGUGGCCACAAGUAAGGACGCGUGGGACGGCGGAAUCGGCAGCGUAUGGCUGCAGACAAACUGGGCACUCCGGUGGCUCCACCUUUUCCAUGGCGGAAAAUCUUGUACUCAGUUCAACGCCCAGUGUCUCUCUUGCACCGUCGUCCAAAAAUCAAGUUCAUUUCGUCUCAUGGCUGCACCUGGAAGUUCUAUGCUAUAUUCUUUUCUUCUGUUCGUUGCCACUCUUUCUCUACAAGAAAUGUAUAGAGCAAAGUUAGCAUCUUCGGAGUUAUUUACUAUUCUUGGAGGCUUCACCAGCUCUUUAAUAUUUCUCAUGUUGCUGACGUUCAUUGGAAAUUAUCAGGAAACAUGUGGUAUCAGGACUGGUUGGGGUGCUGUUAUACUUGCAGAAGCAGUUGCCCUUAUAGCUGCUAGCACUGUUCAUCGAGUUUGUAUCACAACCUGCUUUCUGUUUUCUGCUGGGAUAUUAUAUGAGAUCAGCAAACUUUCAGGAAUGAUGCUUUCCAAGAGUGAAUCGAAAAGUAAAAGGUAUUGA